AUGAGACGUUUCGGGAUGGAACCAAUUUGGACAUCGGAAGAUACUAGGAAUGCUGUCUUGGCUAGCCUGAUACCUGGUACCACUGCUUUCGCGGCAUUUGCUGUAUUUGCAAACGAUCGCAGUGUUGUAGAUUGGUGGACACAUGCAAAGAAACCAGAUUGGGCUCCAAAGGAUCCAGUGGUAUAUUCUCUUUUCGAUAUUGCAACACUAAGCCCUUUGGGGUAUGCAUCUUAUCUUGUUUACAAGAAUGGAGGUGGUUUACAGUACACUGAUACGAAGAUGGCGCUUGGAUUAUAUGGGUUAAAUAUGGUUUUUGCUCUCACAACAAUUCCUUUAAUCAAAAAGAGAAGUUUUACAUCUCUGUUCCGAAACACAAUACUUUUGAAUGCAACAGCAAUUGGCGCAGCAUUCGCGUUUUAUAAGAUCGACAAAACAGCUGGUCAACUUCUGCUUCCAUAUGCAAUUUGGACUGGCUUUUAUGCUCUUCUUACCUAUUCGAUGAGUAAGGAAAAUGUGUCGGAGCACUAA
Acanthocheilonema viteae is the source of this 528-nucleotide messenger RNA. NCBI's taxonomy places the organism in Eukaryota, Metazoa, Nematoda, Chromadorea, Rhabditida, Onchocercidae. The record is from the annotation of a GenBank genome assembly.